UUAAAUUCUUCUUACCCACCACUACUUCUUGUUCAUUUUCAGACAUAAUUAAGUAACCCUAGUUUGGUCUCUUUCACUCAAAGUCUUAGCCGCGAGAGAGAGAGAGAAGAGAAGCUAUGGCUCCUCCACAUAAGCUUUUACUCUCCGCCAUUGUCUUUACCGUCAUUGUAGCUGCCACCACCGGACAUGGUCGUGGUAAUGAUGGUGGUGGAGAAGAUAUCGUGCAUUCCUCUUGCGAGCACGCGAGCUUCCCAUCACUAUGCGUCCGUACUCUUUCAUCUUACUCCGGUCCAACCAUCACCAACCGCCGGGAUUUAGCUCAAGCCGCGGUCAGAAUCAGCAUCUCACACGCGCAAAGCGCAGCUAAGAAACUCGAGGCGGUGAGAGACUCGGUGGGGAAGAAGAAGCUGGAGAAAGGGCCGCUUGUGGACUGUGUGGAGAUGAUUGGAGACUCCGUGGACGAGCUGAGCCGUACGCUCGGCGUUUUGAAGCAUCUCCGCGUCUCAGGCGGUUCGGCUAAGGAGUUCCGGUGGCAGAUGAGCAAUGCACAGACGUGGGCUAGCGCUGCGCUUACUGAUGACGACACGUGUCUUGAUGGGUUUCAAGGUAUCGACGGUGAAAUCAAAACGGAGGUGAAGCGAUGGAUGACCAAGGUGGCCAGGGUUACGAGCAACGCGCUUUACAUGAUCAACCAGCUAGAUGACACACGUGGCAAACCCCAUGUCGUACAUCUUUGAUGUUAAAUAUAAAUAAGCUAGAUCAUCGUUCUAAUGGACGGUCUUUAAUUGUGUGUUGCCUCUAGUUUUCAUUCGUGUGUGUUAAUUGCAACAAGAUAUCAAAAAAAUGUCUACUAUAUAUAGAAAUGAGUUUUUGAAA
Molecule: messenger RNA, 876 nt
Organism: Capsella rubella
Lineage: Eukaryota; Viridiplantae; Streptophyta; Magnoliopsida; Brassicales; Brassicaceae
Product: pectinesterase inhibitor 3
Exons: 1
Coding region: 117-737 (206 amino acids)
Biological process (GO): negative regulation of catalytic activity
Molecular function (GO): enzyme inhibitor activity
Source: RefSeq, a predicted model, not a curated record